AUGUCAGGUCUGUGUUCCUCUGCCGUCGAUCGAUUUGCGGAUGAAAAUGCUGUCGCCGUCCCUAUGCUUGCUUUUCGUAGUGUUCACUUUGUUUUAUCAUUGGUCAACGACGAAGUUUCAUGUUGCUCUGUCGUCGAUCAAAUCACGCUACUGUUUUGGAUGCUGCGUUCGCUUGUCAUUCGGUUGCAGUCAUCGAUCGGUUGGAAGGUGAGUAGCGUUGAACUAAUGGUUUGGUUGAUCUGCUCAGUAUUCAGUGUACUUUUCUCGUCGAUCGAUAUGGAAGAACACCUUUUCUCUGGAGCGCAUUGGUGCAGCGUGCAAGGCUGCUAUGGUUUGACGUGUCUUGAUCGGCAAUCAAGGUUAUAUUGCUCUGUCGUCUAUCUUUUUACUGUUGCUACUAAUGUCGUAAGUGUGGUUGCUUUUUGUCAGCUGCAAAUGUGUCUUAUCACUGAACAGGACGUCUGA
Molecule: messenger RNA, 465 nt
Organism: Cylicocyclus nassatus
Lineage: Eukaryota; Metazoa; Nematoda; Chromadorea; Rhabditida; Strongylidae
Source: the annotation of a GenBank genome assembly